Molecule: messenger RNA, 928 nt
Organism: Ruditapes philippinarum (Manila clam)
Lineage: Eukaryota; Metazoa; Mollusca; Bivalvia; Venerida; Veneridae
Exons: 4
Coding region: 323-928 (201 amino acids)
Source: RefSeq, a predicted model, not a curated record
UCGUGUUUUCUACGCUGUUCUGUGCUAUAUGCCUCAAGUAGAACAGUAACAACCUGUAGCUCGCUACAGCAAUUGACUAGACAAAAAGGAAAAUAUAAAACGUAAAAUCAGGAUUUAUAUGUCUGAUUUAAAUAUGGAAAGCAGAAGAAGACUAUCAUUUGUACAUAUCUGAUUUUAUUGCCGCCAUACUUAAUUUUGUGACGACGUGCAUUUACUUAUUAUGUUGAAAUUUGCUGGCAUAAUAUACAUGACAAAUAGGUCUACUUUAUUUUCAUAUUAAAGGUUCGAUUUUACCAUUUCAUUUACCGGAGAAAAACAAAAUAUGGCAAAGUAUCGUACGAUGGAGGCAACUCGGAACAUGCGUUUCCGUGUCCAGGCAACUAAUAAUGAAACCUUUGUGGCAAUUUUAGACACACAUGAAACGGAAUAUGACAAUGACGGAGCUGUUUAUUACGUUGUGGUAGUUGUACUUAUAUAUGGAUUGUCUAUCGUUAUGAUGAUUGCUUCACAUAUCAGGAGAAACAACCAAGAUGGACAGUUGAGAUCCUACUUGAAAGAAAUGGCAAUUCUUAGGAAGAAGAAUAGGCGUGAAAAGUUACUGGAGAAAAUGACGGAUCUAGCACAUAAAUCGGGCCCGUUUCAGGGCCAGAAGCAAGAGGAAACGUCCUUUCAUAACUUUAAAAGAGACAAUGCAGCCUUAUAUGGACGUCUACCAACGGAAGUUGAUGACGAAUCACAUGAUCUGUUGUUGUCAAAAACAAGUACAAGUGAUUAUGAAGACUCCGUUUUCAGCACAGAAACAUCAAAGUUGGAAUCACCAGCCACACCAAAGAUAUCGCCAUCUAGUAUGUUAACACCCAAACUUGUUCGUACAGACGGAAAACCUUUCAUUCCGAUACAAGUGAUAAAUGAAAACACAGUUUUGUAA